Symbiodinium sp. CCMP2592 is the source of this 528-nucleotide messenger RNA. The record is from the annotation of a GenBank genome assembly. Lineage: Eukaryota; Dinophyceae; Suessiales; Symbiodiniaceae.
AUGGGCCGUGGAAAGAACCGCGCUACUCGUGCAACGGGCAGCCAGCGCAAGGCGCAGAAGGAGGAGCAGGGAGCCUCGCGCGACAGGAGUGCUGGAGCCUCAGAGGUGACGUUCACCAUGGGAAAGUAUGCAACCGCAACCAUAGCCAAGGUCGAAGCCUGCUGUGCACUUGACCCGGAGCACGAACUCGUGGCAAGCCUAGCUUACAACCAGGCCAUCGACGCGUCAAAGCACCUCCUCCUUGUGAAGUUCGGUGUCACAGUUUGGUACCCACCCAAAACGCCUAAGGCGGACAGCAAAAGCCAGUGGGUUGGGUACCAAAACUGCGGCGUCAAAGUGCACCGCGAGGCCAAGGAAGAGUACGGCAGGAUGUACCUGCGCCGGCGCGAGGAUGCAAUUGGUGAAAACCAAGUGUACCAGUGCCGGUGUAAGUACCUUCUGCCCACACUUCGUCAAGACCCGAAAGAAGGUGUGGCCAAGCCAGGCUUCUGGAGGGUGGACGAGCUGGUCCUGAAGGGACGGCUCUGA